Metopolophium dirhodum (rose-grain aphid) is the source of this 4088-nucleotide messenger RNA. RefSeq names its product E3 ubiquitin-protein ligase ZNF598. Gene Ontology annotation, molecular function: ubiquitin protein ligase activity; ribosome binding. The record is from RefSeq and is a predicted model, not a curated record. NCBI's taxonomy places the organism in Eukaryota, Metazoa, Arthropoda, Insecta, Hemiptera, Aphididae. Gene Ontology annotation, biological process: rescue of stalled cytosolic ribosome; protein ubiquitination. The transcript has 8 exons. Bases 480 to 3194 code for a protein of 904 amino acids.
UUAUAUAUAUCGAUGAUUGUUGUUGUUGUUGAUGUUUUCUUUUUCUUUUUAUCGCGUUACCAUUUUUGUGGUUUUAGUGGUAACAACAGUCGUUGAGCGAAUCACAACCGACCGACGGGGCACCGUCCUCCACCGCCACAUGUGAUCCUGUGAUUAUUAUUAUAAUUUUUUUUUUUUUGCAUAAUAUAUAUUUUUUUUUCUAAUUUUCAAAAUAUCAAUUUGGUUUUUUUAACCAUCAAUUUUUUUUUAAAUCUUCAUUCUACUCACUUCGGAAUCGUUGAAAAUUUGCCAUCACACGAUAACAUUAUUUCUCGACAGUUUACUUUCACUCCUUACACAUAAACAUGUAUACAUAAUUAUUAGGUACACGUUUUUGUAUUCGUAGGUAGUAGGUACAUGCGCAACAUAUAUUUCGUUGAAAUAUAAAUUUUUUUUCUUUGAUCAGUGCCAAACACGGUAAGUUGACAGUUCUCAUCGUAAUGUACCCGGCUCACACAUUUAAAGAAAUGGACCGAAGACCAUCAUCUUACAAAUCGCGUCCAGCGUCGUCCAAACCAUCAGGUUCUAGUUGCGUUAUAUGUUUUAAAAUUCAAUCAAUUUAUUCAAUUGGUACGUGUGAUCAUCCUGUAUGCUAUGAGUGUUCAACUACUAUGAGAGUGCUUUGCGAUCAAAAGGAGUGUCCGAUAUGCAGACGAAUACUGACCAAGGUUAUUUUUACCAAAGAUGAGUUGGAUUUGUUUAAAAAUUUGGAAGAACGUUCAUAUCCCCGUUAUAACAAAAAGUACGGAAUUGCAUUUGGUGAUCUUUCUGUGGAAAAUUCAUUUGAUCAAUUACUGCGUUGCUACUGUAAAAAAUGUUAUGAACGUCCAGAGUUUACAGCAUUUGAACAAUUAGCUACACAUAUGGAACGAAACCAUCGUCUUUAUGCUUGUCGUCUUUGUGUGAAUAAUUUAAAGAUAUUUCCAAGUCAAAGACGUUGGUAUAACUAUGAUGAGUUAACUAGACAUGAAGAAUGUGGAGACACCGAUAAUACAUCUCACCGGGGCCAUCCUGAAUGUCAAUUUUGUAAAGUUCGUUACUUAGACAAAGACGAGCUCUAUAAACAUCUAAGGAAAGAGCAUUUCUUUUGUCAUUUUUGCGAUGCUGAUGGUAUACAAGACUACUACAUGACAUAUGACUGGUUGAGAAAGCAUUAUUUUGAUAAACACUACCUUUGCGAAGAGGGAAAUUGUAUCAAUGAACAAUAUACAUCAGUUUUUCGUACGUCAAUCGAUUUACAAGCUCAUAAAGCGCAAACACACAGCAGAGAUUUGGGAAAACAAGGAUACAAAGAAGCUCGUACCUUAAAACUUGAAUUUACCUUACGACCGCGACACAAUCCGACCGUUGAAGCAGGCAGACCAAACCAAUACCAACCACCCCGACCCCGCCAACCACCAUCUGAUUAUUCUUACAACAAUAGCUACAAUAACAACAACAACUAUUCCGGCGGGCAAGAGUCAUCCGCAGCGACCUCAUCGGAUCGUGCAAUCAACGUGCGCAACACCGCUGACUUUCCGUCGUUGAAUGGUCAGCACACGACCGUGUUGCCAUGUGCCCGCACCAGGAAACAAAACCAAUCGGUCAACACACGAGAUUUACAUUCGUUCCCGGCCUUGGGACAGGACCCGCAGCCGUCGGUGGCGCCCAAGGCUCAGAAACCACCAGUGAACAGCAUCCGAAUGGCCGCAGUGCUUAAGAAACCAGCGGAACCCCCUAAACCGGACCGAAACAAAGACGCCAAGGUGCCUUCAGGCCCACGGUUGCCCAACCAGGCCAGGGACUUUCCGUCGCUAGACGGCAACCAAAACCACCAGCCACAGCAGCAGCAACAAAACCUGCAACACCCCAGGCUGGCCGCCAACAAGGAGAUGGCGGCGGCCAGUGGUUCGGGCGGUGGCAGUUGGGUGUCUAAAGCCAAGACGGGAAAUGAGAGUGAGAAAAAAAAGGUUAAAAAAGAACCAGCGGCCAUCAAGAAGAAAAUAGCAGAGGCGCCCAAGGUCCCAGGCCCGUCGGACUUUCCAAAUUUGAACAAAAAAUAUGAACCGUCCAAGAGCAACCUGGCAAAGUUGGGCGGCAACAAGAAGAAAUCGGAAAACUCGAAGAAAAUCGCGUCGGCAGAAAUUAACGUCAACGGCAGUGGCAGUGGUACUGUUCAAAACGGGAAAAAAAACCUUCCAACCGUGGACAGCAACAGCAGCAAUAAGGAAAACUGCAACAAGCCCAAUACGAAAACCGUCAACGCGGUACAGAUGUGCAACGGCGAAAUCAAGACGGCUACUUCAACGAAUAAUAAGGCGGUCGCCGGCAAGACUGAAGUGACAAAGCCCGCCGCCGCAGCCCCGGUAGAAGUGCCGAAGAGAGAGCAGUCCAAGAAGAAAGAGUCUGCUGCGGUCGGUCGAACGGCGGCUCAACCCGACGAAGAAUCCGUGUCGGACGCCAACAACCCAAAGGACAAGAAAAAGAGGAAGAAGAACGAAAAUCGAGGAGAACAACAACAGCAACAACCUACCUCAACCGGGCACCAGCAGCAGGAAAAUCAUCACCAGCAACAACUGCAGAACAAUUAUAUCAAAACGGCGACGCCGAAAAUACCGCCGGGCUUCGAGAACGCGUACCAGCAGCCGCCACAACAACAGGUCAGAGCCCCUCCCGGGCUGUCGGGUAAUCGUGGACCGUCGCCCGCAGCGCAGAACCAUCACCGGGUCAAAGCGCCGCCCGGUCUGUCGUUGUCGGACAGCGGAGGCGACGGCGGUAAACCGUCCGAGUACUUGCAUCCGGUCGGCUCGUCCGUCCGGAACAAAGUGCUCAUCAACAACCUAAUGGCCGCGCUCAUACCUGCCCGUGACGAACGUUUUGACACUUUCGAGAAGUUCAAAGAGAUGUCAACGCUGUUCCGCAAACAUGUCAUCACCGCGUUCGAUUUCUACUCGUACUGUGUCGAAGCACUGGCCCCGCACAGCUUUGAGUCCGUAUUCCAGGAACUCGUGUUGUUGUUGCCCGACAUCCAAAAGCAGCGGGAAUUGCUGUUCAUCUACAACCGGAACAGCAGACACGAAAUGAACGUAGAAGUGUGCAAACACUGUCGCCAAGUGUUGAAGGCUAGUGAAUUGGAAUCACACCAGUCCGUUCACAGUUCGACUGCGCGCAGUUGAAAUGCAACGGAUUCGCCUGUGUUUGUAUAGCGCAAAUCGCUUCGUGGCCGCCGAUCAUGCCUCCCAAAUGUAAUUAUCAAAUCAUUAAUAUUUUAUGCAAACGUUUUUAAGAUGCGCUCGCGCGCGGGUGUGAAAAAUAUCAAAAAUAUUACUACCUAUACAUAAUUAUCUUUUUUUUCUUCUUUUUUUGUAAUUAUUUAUUAUUAUUAUUUAAUUACAUACAUGUAUAAAGAAUAUUAAUUUCUUAAGAGAGCUACUUUUAAUGUUAAACACAUUUGAAAACAAUUAUUAACAAUAAUAUGUUCUCCAAAGCUCAAUGUGCUUGUUAAGUUUAUAAUUCGUAUAUAUUAUUUACCUACUAUUAUUAUUAUUAUUAUUAUACUUUUUGCCGGCUCUGUUCAGAUAUAUUUACAAUGAGAAAAUAAUAUUUAAAAAAAUUAACAUCGUCCGCCAUUUAAAAAUUGACGAUUAAAGUAAACUAUAUAUUAUAUCAUGCAAUGUAUACCUAUAUCAAAUAUUUUAUAUAUAAUACAACUACUCAAUUGUGUAAUAACUGCAGUAAUAAUAAUAAUACUAAUAAGUAAUAACAAUAUUGUGUACAGGCAGAUCGUGGUGUUUUGCUCGAUAGCUCCGGUCGUAUACUUGUAUGUGUAUAUUAUAUAUCUGUAGAAGUCAAUCGUUUUUAAUACGUACUACAUAUUAUUAUUAUAUAGUAUAUAUAUUAUUAUAUUAUUAUAUACAACCGAUUACUUAUCUGUGUGUACAGAUAUUAUCAUAUUAUUUUUAAUAAUAGUGUAAGAAACACAUUGCAUAUUAAUAUAUUAUGUAUAUUUUCGGUCGAUCAGACAAUAACGUUAUACUAGACUGUAAUUAAUAAAAAUAAAUGUGUAUUUG